Messenger RNA from Trichomycterus rosablanca, 4525 nucleotides. Its product is annotated as zgc:123305. NCBI's taxonomy places the organism in Eukaryota, Metazoa, Chordata, Actinopteri, Siluriformes, Trichomycteridae. Gene Ontology annotation, cellular component: nucleus. Gene Ontology annotation, biological process: positive regulation of transcription by RNA polymerase II; cellular response to insulin stimulus; triglyceride biosynthetic process. Gene Ontology annotation, molecular function: phosphatidate phosphatase activity; transcription coactivator activity. Bases 64 to 3063 code for a protein of 999 amino acids. The transcript is spliced from 20 exons. The record is from RefSeq and is a predicted model, not a curated record.
UCGGAGUCAGGAAGUUUAAGGAAAACAUUUCGUCCACAACUGUCUUUGCUAAAGUCCCAGACCAUGAACUACGUGGGACAGUUGGCGGAGACGGUCUUUGUAACUGUAAAGGAGCUUUAUCGUGGACUAAACCCUGCUACACUCACUGGUGGGAUUGAUGUCAUUGUUGUGCGCCAGCCAGAUGGCAGUCUCCAGUGCUCACCUUUCCACGUGCGUUUUGGGAAACUGGGAGUUCUGCGCUCCAAGGAGAAAGUGGUGGAUAUUGAGAUCAAUGGCGAGCCAGUCGACCUGCACAUGAAACUUGGUGACAAUGGAGAGGCGUUCUUUGUGGAAGAGAAUGAAAACUUAAAGGUCGUGGUGCCGGCUCAUCUUUGUACCUCCCCGAUAACAAUUGAUCUUCCAGAGGUUUCAGAGUUGGCUGAAUCUCUCGCUAGCACCAACUCAUCGUCUUCCGCCCGCCGUAAAAAACGCCGCAAGAAGCGUGCACGCUCAGACGCACACCUUCAUGAGGAUGCCAGCUCAUCUUCAGAGGAGAAGGAGACUCCAGAGCAGGACAUCAUCAAAGAGGAGACUUUGUCACCCAUGCUGGCAAGUAAAUCAGUGUACUACUCUUUGUCUGAGGAGCCAUCCGAGGAUGUGUGUGGAACUCAGACCAGAGAUCUCCACCCUCACUCUGAUGGAGAGUGUUCUCCUAAUGAAAGUGUGUUCUUUAGCCGGCCUCCGUCUCCUAAGAGCGAUUCUGAGUUGUUGGUGAAGCCUUCAGAGACGUCAGGGCCUCAGAUGCAGUGGACCUGGGGAGGAUUUCCAGAGGUGUGUCAGUCAGAGCCAGAGGUCACAGACCAGCCCCGCAACCCCUCCUCUCUCCUGAACCCUUCUGAUAACUCCCACUUUCGUACCAUCCACCGACAAGCCUCUUUUGAUGUGGAGCUUUCCGACUCCUGCACCUACGUAGCUGUAGUAAGGCCUGAGCCUCGGACUCUUGAUUUCCCUUCUACGCCAAAAUACAGCUCAGAAAUAUCUACCCCUACACACCAGUCCUCCCCACUCACACCACCCCAGCCGGACACACUUGGGCCUACUGUGAACUCCAACCAACAACAGGUUUCAGAACUGGACACCUGCAGUGGACCGACUGUUAGUACAUGUAGCACAGAAUGCAACACUAAUAUGGUGAAUUCCACCUCCCCUGCUAAUGCUGAUAGCAUAGAUAGCAUUAUUCAUACUGUUCAUACAAAGACUGUUGACCCAGUUGGUUUAAAUACAUCAGCUGGCUCAGUUAGCAUGGGUCAAAUUGACACAUCAGCCUCUGUUCACACAGUCAGUGCCUUUACUGAUGCUUCCAUAGAAAGACACAGUGGUAUUAAAGCUUUAACGGAAGCAUUUUCAGAGGAUGAACGAAAGGUGGCGGCAACUCAACAGGCUAAUCAGGAAGCAAAAAGUACUAAAGUCAAGAAACCUGUGGAAUCAGUCAUCCUAUUAGAGGAGCAUCCGGUACCCUCUGAGUCCCCGUCUAUAGCGGCAGAAUCAGAGAAGAAAAAUGACAAGCGUGGUCAGCAAUUGGGCCUGACGGAUAUCUAUCUGGAUGACUUGUCCACACUCGACCCUGAGGUGGUUGCACUUUAUUUUCCCAAAAGUGAAAGUGAAUCUGCUUCACAGUGCGGUGCUGAGCUCAGGACCAUCCCACCCAUGCCCUCCCCACAGUCAGGCCGGCUGUCUCCUCGGUCUUUAAGCACUGGCAACAUGGACAGUGGGACGGAGUAUCUGUCAGACUCCACCUCUGAUUCGCUGGAUGUCACCAUGUCCCUUUGUGGCACAGACAGUCAAACCAGGCAGAUAAAUAAAGAGAAGUUCAUGGAGCACAUUGUGACAUAUCAAGACUUUGCCAACAACCCUGGAAUUAUUGAUGAUCCAAACCUGGUCAUCUCUAUCAACUCGAACUAUUACAACUGGGCAGUUGCUGCUCCAAUGAUUCUGUCCAUGCAAGCAUUUCAAAAGAACUUGCCAAAGAGCACAGUGGAGCAGCUGGUAAAGGAUAAAAUGCCUAAAAAGUCUGGCCGCUGGUGGUUUUCCUGGCGAAGGAGAGAAAUGGAGAACAAACAGCCAAGUGCAAAACCUAACUCAGAAGAAAAUCAGCUUGCGGCAUCAUCUUCUCUUCCAAUGGCUCCAUCAAUACAGGUACAGCCUGGUCAGCUGUUCAGCGACGAUGAUGUUACUGACGCUACAAGACAAAACAGUAUAGCUGAAGCUAUAAGCACUGUACAGUGUGUGAGUCAGAUAUACCGCAAAUCUCUACGCCUCACCACCCAACAGAUCGAGCGGCUAAAUUUGCGAGAAGGGGCCAACAGCAUUGUGUUCAGCGUAACCACUCAGUACCAAGGCACCUGCCGCUGUGAAGCAGCCAUAUAUCUGUGGAACUGGGACGAUAAAGUCAUAAUCUCUGAUAUCGAUGGAACCAUCACCAAGUCAGAUGCUUUAGGUCAUAUUCUGCCACAGCUGGGGAAAGACUGGACCCAUCGAGGCAUCGCCAAGCUGUACCACAACAUACACCAGAAUGGCUACAAGUUCCUGUACUGUUCAGCUCGUGCCAUAGGCAUGGCAGACAUCACCAAGGGCUACCUACAGUGGGUCAAUGAUAAAGGCAUUGUACUGCCUAAAGGACCUGUACUGCUCGCUCCCAGCAGCUUAUUCUCAGCAUUACACAGAGAGGUUAUUGAGAAAAAGCCGGAGAUCUUCAAGAUCACAUGUUUGUCUGACAUCAAAGAUCUCUUCAACCCACAAAGACAACCGUUCUACGCAGCCUUUGGCAACAGGACCAACGAUGCCUUCGCUUACAAGAAAGUUGGAGUUGCAGAUUCUCGAAUCUUUACUGUGAACCCCAAAGGAGAGCUCAUACAGGAGAACACCAAAGUCCAGAAGUCUACGUAUUCUCACCUGAGUGAGCUGGUGGACCAUGUCUUCCCUUUGCUCUGUAAAGGCCGACCUUCAUCCUUUGAUUACCCAGAAUACAGUCAUUUCUCCUACUGGAGAGAGCCUUUACCCCCUGUGGACCUCUCCUCACUAUAGACUUUUGAAUUGAUCUCAGCUUCCUUUCAUUCCCCAAAUGAUCUGUUCCCUCUUUUUCUUUCAUGUCCUGUGCUCCCAACUUAUCCUACCUUGCUAUUGCUAUGACACUAAAUAAUUUAAUGUAUUUAUGGAGCCACAAUGCAAAGCAGUGGCUUAUCCACACUGAAUCUGUGCAUAAUCAAACAUACAUUUAGCUUCUUUAUUCAAACCAAUGCAUCAAAUACAGUGAAAAGAACUUUAACCUGAGGGGGAAAUGUGGAAUCUUGUCUUUUGCUUAAACACUCACAAAUACACAUGCAGACACACUGCUGAGUUGCCAUCUAACCUAUUCCAAAUCAAAUACUGUUCUUUCUUAAAAUGCACUUCAGCUCGUAAUGGUUUUCCCACAUGCCAACACAACUGUACAGUGGUGUCCUGUAUAUGAACUCUCCUCUGAACUGACAGAAGUGUGUCUUUAAUCGCCAAAGAUAAUCAUUUCAUACAUGUAUAUACUCACUCACUCACUUUCUUAAUCGCUUAUCCAAAUAGGGUCGCCGCGGGGGGUUGUGAGCUGGAGCCUAUCCCAGCUUUUCAGUGGGUGCAAGGCACACAGUAACACCCUGGACGGUGCGCCAGUCCAUCGCAGGGCAGACACACAUACACACACCCAUUCACCUAUAGGGCAAUUCAGUGUCUCCAUUUAACCUAACUGCAUGACUGUGGGAGGAAACCGGAGCUCCCGGAGGAAACCCACGCAGACAUGGAGAGAACAUGCAAACUCCGCACAGAAAGGACCCGGACCGCCCCGUCUGGGGAUCGAAUUCAGGAGCUUCUUGCUGUGAGGCGACAGUGCUACCCACCGAGCCACCGUGCCGCCCCUGUGUGUAUACAUGUUUUCUGUAAUCAUUUCAAAUUGCUGAUUGUGAAUCCGCUGCUGCUUGCAACUUUUGAUCUGAUAAAAAAGAACUGGAUUACCACACGUCUCCGACGACACUUGGACAUUCUGCUUUCUCUUCUUAUCACCUGCCCAUGUUGGGUUCCCACACAGAGCCAUAUCACAUGUGGAGAGCCACGCUAAGCUCCUUGUGACUCCCCUUCAACCCAUCCCUCCCAACCAUGAGAAGAGACUGGAAAAUGUGGUUUGUUCGACCUUUCAACUGUCAAACAUGGCCAGUUGUGUUUGUGUGGACCCCUGGCCAGAUAUGUGGCUCUGCUUAAACUCGAACAAGUGAGUUUGAACAUGUCACAGUGGUGUGCUUACUAACAAAUUAGACCACUGCGCCUCCUGAGUGCCUGUUUUCUGCGUGUUUUACCAUAAAUACUGUGUGAUGCUUUCCUCAAAAAGUAGGGGGAAUGGCAAAGUUUAAAACCAAAAUAACAUUUUAGCUUUUGUAUUUAUGUAUUUUAUAAAAAUGUCACUGUUCAUUGUCUUUUUAUUAUCAUAAAUAAUAUCUUUAAAAAAAAUAAAAAUAAAAGGCUGGAU